GGCAUGCCGCAGGAGGCCGUCGGAGAGCCAGCAGCUGGUAGUGAGCCGUGAGAGCGGAGCGGGGCAGCAGCGGACGGUCAGCGCAGCGCACGCAGCUCCCACUACAUGUGAGAUCCGCCGAGCCUCCACUCACCGCGCGGGCCACGGAGAAUAUGCUGUUCGCGCGCCUGGCGUGUCCCCGAAGCGGCUUUUGAGUCCUCGCUGUCACCCGCUCUACAUUUUGGAGGAUUCCUCCCUCCAUCCUCCGGAUCGCACCGAACAGGCAAUGACAACGGUCUCAGCAACCCCGCAGCAGAUGAGGGACCGGCUGCUGCAGGCCAUCGACAGUCAGAGCAAUAUAUGCAAUAUGGUGGUUGUAUUGGAAGUAAUUGCCUGUCUUGAAAAGUAUCCUAUCACCAAAGAAGCACUUGAGGAAACGCGACUUGGGAAGCUGAUCAACGAUGUGAGAAAGAAGACGAAGGAUGAGGACCUUGCGAAGCGGGCUAAGAAACUCUUGAGGAACUGGCAGAAGCUGAUUGAGCCGGGACAGGCUGUGGGCCCGAGUACGCCCGGUUCCACCAAUGGCAGUUCUCAUCCCUGCAGGACGGAUUCCUCUUCUCCGGAGAUACCCGCGUCAGGGAAAAGUGUCCCUGAAGGCAAAAUCCGAAAUGAUGUUCACAACACGUACUCGCCGAAAGCGGAGAAAUCAGGCAGCCGCAAACGGCGGGCAGAGCACAGGGAAAGCGGCGUGCAUUUACCGGAAAAGAUCUGUAAGCUGUCUUCGUACGACAACUCGGUCUCCCCGCUGCCCAUCAACGGGACGGCGGGCAGCCCGGACGCCCCACCCGACCCGGAGGUGGUCCCGUCUCCCGACAGAUCGCGAGUCGAGCACCUUGAUAGUGACAAAAUGCCCAGGAUCCCAGUGAACGCCGUCAAGCCGCGGCCCAGCUCCCCCGGAGUGGCCAAGCUCCCGAGCACUUCCUCCCUGAUCAAAGUUGCAGUGAUGCAGCAGCAGGCCCGUCUCGACGAGGGGGGAGGGGGGGGCUACCAGGCCAAAAGCCCCCGCGGCCUCACCACCAGCCCUAGGAGCGCCAAGCAGGACGCCAUGGCGAAGCGCCUCUUGGCGUACGCUCCGAAGGGCACGCCGGUCCCGAGCCCUUCCCCCAGGGACUCCCCCCUGCCCUCCUCCCCCGCUCGGGGGUCUCACGCCAACAAGCCGCUACAUUCUUCCCACAGGUCUUCGACGCAGUGGGCGGGCUCAUCCGAAGCCCCCGCCCCUCACUGUCCGCCGCCGCCGGACGCCCCCGCCACACUGGAGUCCCCGUCGCCCUCCCCCUCCCCGCCCCCACAGAACUCUGAACUCCACCGACCCGCGGCCGAGGGCGCCGUCGAUGACGUGGACGGGACGCCGGCGCUCAACUCGGAGCAUAAACGGAGGAAGUACAGACCGAGAGACUAUUCUGUCAACCUGGACGGGCAGAAACUAGAAGACACCAGCAAGCCGGUGCGGUUAAAAGAGCGGCGGAUCACCUUCGACCCCGUCACGCGUCAGAUCAAGCCGCUGCAUAAGGAGCCCUCGCACGUGGAGGACGCCCCCACGCCGGACCCCGCGCAGUCCAGGCAGGGACCUGAAAGCACUGUACAGCAGCCCCCCGCGCCCGCACCCGCGCCCGCCCCCACCCUGGGUCCCGGGCCCAACCCCUUCCACCAGGCCAACUGGAAGGAGCUGUCCCGGAACGAAAUCAUCCAGUCGUACUUGAACCGGCAGAGCAACGUGCUCUCCUCCUCGGGGGUGCAGACCCCCGGCGCACACUUUUUCAUGUCCGAGUAUCUGAAAAGGGAAGAGCAGGAGAUCAAGGAGGCCAAGAAGACGCACGUCCUGCAGACGGACAACUCGGUCGUGGAGACGCCGGGCGUGAGCCGGGCGCUGACGGAGCAGGACUUGGACAGGAUACACACGCAGCGCUGGCCCGGCGUCAACGGUUGCUACGACAGCAAGGGCGCCUGGUUCGACUGGACAGAGUGCAUAUCACUGGACCCUCACGGGGACGACAGUAGACUGAACAUCCUGCCAUAUGUUUGCCUAGACUGAGCCCCGCCCCCCCCCAUAACAGAAAGCAGCAGAGAUUUAGUGGUUUUUUGUUUGUCCGUCGCCACUUUGCAGGCACGCGAAACUCCUCCUCCUCCUCCUCUCUCUGUGAUCCUGGUAUGAAAAGGUUUUUAAAACAAAAACAAAGAAGAAAAAAAGUUGAGUUUGUGUUAUCAAGGGCUGUUUCUGUUUUAUGUUUCGAAGUGAAAGCCACAUAAAUCACGAGGCCCGCGCCGCAAAGCGCUCCGUUCGCGCUUAGAACCGCCGAGGAGGCGAGGCGACGUCGGGACGCCUUUUCCAGGAGAGCCGUGGGGGGGUGGGGGGGUCAGCUGUGCGGUCCACGUUGGUGCCCAGAGAGGGUUUGAUAGUUCAUCUAGCACAGCCGGAGCCGAACACGUCCGAUUCUCAAAUGUUCGGCAGUUACAAGAAGCUUUACGAGAUAUAAAGAAUAAAUUAUAAAUUUCAUAUCCUGUAUACAUCUAUUUAUUUUGACCAGCUCAUUUAUGGGAUGUUCAUCCAAACACCGUCAAAGAAACUUUAGAUUCUUUUAGAGUUUUUUUUUUUUUUUCUUUUUCUUAUUCUUCCUCUCUCUCCUGUGUUUGCAUCAGCAUGUUGUUAGCCCGAUUGCUCGAGGAGGCGUACCAACGUCUGAAAAGAGCGGCCUUCGCAUCCGGUCAUUUACAUUCCAGACUCCACCCUCUCACCUGUCGCUCCGACCCCACCUGAAGCCAAAAUGUUCCAGAGACGAGCCAAACUCCCUUCACCAAACAGUUCCUGAUCGGAAGUUAAUAUUAAUCAAAGCUCGGCGUCGUGUUUGCUACGGUCCCAUCGACACAGUGCGGUGCUAACUUCAGAUUCAGUCCAUCCAACUUUACCGUCUUCAGCGGUGUGGAAUUCACUCACGUCGAUCAGUGUUUGGGUUUUACGGAUGUGUGAAUGCUGGAGUGCACUUUGUUUCCAUUCCUGUAGAUAUUCCUUUCCCUUCUGGAAUCCCCCCCCCCCCCCCCCCCCAACCGCGUUCUGCCGAGUUCAGCAGCCUUAACGAAUGUUCGGGACGCCGAAGCCGACGUCUCGUUUGUACUCCGGGUGCGAACAGCGAGCCCCCGCCCCCCCCAUCCCCCCCGAAACACGCCGACUUGGAGACAAAAAAACUUGAUUGUUCAACCCAAAAGCUGCGAGUGUCGCAUAUUCUCUGCAUUUUCCAUGUGACAAACAACCUAAUCAGUGAGUUUGGAUUCCCUUUACGCUCUCGGGUCAGCGCCACUCGCAUGAUCCGCUCAUCGUUCACUCGUCCAUCCCUACCAAUGUGCCUUGGUGAAAAACGGUCAAUCUGGGUUUGAUUCCGCAUUAAAAACAAACAUUAAACACGCCUCUCCAGAGCUGAGUUUAUGUGAGAAGUCCAAAUCCCAGAUUAUUACGACGCUGGUAUAUGCACCGUUUUUUUUUUCCUUUUUUUUUUUUUCUUCCCGGUUACUUUUUGUACACACUGACGGAGCAAGGGCGACGCUGCAGACAAUGAGAAGCUGCACAACACAGCUGGCAAUAAAGGAAAAGUGCUUCAAG
Molecule: messenger RNA, 3631 nt
Organism: Salarias fasciatus (jewelled blenny)
Lineage: Eukaryota; Metazoa; Chordata; Actinopteri; Blenniiformes; Blenniidae
Gene: crsp7
Product: cofactor required for Sp1 transcriptional activation, subunit 7
Exons: 3
Coding region: 266-2071 (601 amino acids)
Biological process (GO): regulation of transcription by RNA polymerase II; positive regulation of gene expression
Cellular component (GO): core mediator complex; mediator complex; nucleus
Molecular function (GO): transcription coregulator activity
Source: RefSeq, a predicted model, not a curated record